AUGCCCCGUUCUCAUUCGCCAUCGGUAAGCGGCAUGAAUCCUCCUCUUCUCAAAUUUGAUCGUCUUGCUUCAACUUCUUGUGACGAUGUUCAGCUCACAUGGCAUGGUUUUGACAGAAGAAAUGCCAUCACUGAGACUCGAUCAGUUUUCGAAGGUUGGCAACCAUCACGCGCAAGAGCACAACAUCUACUUUUACCACAGACCUUUUUAUCAAGCUCUGACAAGAACGGUCAAUCGCACAAAUACUCGCAACUUUCACAAGCUCAUCGCCUCAAAAAUCAUUCCUCGCAAUCGCUUUUUGAGAAACACGAAGAAAUGGAGAGACACCGUGGUCCUUUGUCAUUAGCUGAAGAAUACAAUUACAAGUUGAGCCGGGCGCAGCUUAAAUCUUCCUCGAACACAUCGGCGCUGAUUGUCGGCUUUGCGAUGGUGGCUCUAGUCGAAUUGCACUACGACGAGCAGACGCCGCACUCAUUGCUCAUAAUUUUGGGAGUGGUGACCACUUUACUCGUCUCUGUGCAUUUAUUGGCUCUCAUGAUGUCUACUUGUAUUUUGCCGUAUAUGGAGGCCACUGGUGCCACUCAAGAUUCACCACAUCUUCAGCUUUCCUUUUUCAUCAAACUCUCAUGGCUUUUCUCGACUUGUAUCGGAUUGAUUCUAUUUCUUGUUGAAAUCGGAAUCAUUUGUUAUAUUAAAUUCACGAAUAUCGACUUUCCAUUAGCUGCUUAUAUCACCACAGCAAUGAUGAUACCGGUUUUCAUCAUUUUUGUGUUAAUCUCUUAUUUGAUUCACAAAAAUCGCACAUCUCAUUCGAUCGAAAGGAUUCGUUCCAAGGUUGCUGGAUUGACAACAUUGUUGGACCCAGAGAAAGGACUUGAUUAUGGUGUGAAAGAUCUC
Mesorhabditis belari is the source of this 897-nucleotide messenger RNA. Lineage: Eukaryota; Metazoa; Nematoda; Chromadorea; Rhabditida; Rhabditidae. The record is from the annotation of a GenBank genome assembly.